CCGGCGCCGUUAACUUCGCGCACGUUGCGCACAUAGAAUUAGCGGCUUUUUUUUUUUUUCCUUUUUCUUUCUUUUGCGGAACGAUAAGAUACGCGCGUCGCGUGUUACUUCGCCGGGAAGCCGCGCCGCGGUUUUUUUCCGCCUCCGCGGCCGCGCGCGGCGGGGCCGAAGGCGCACCGGCCGGCGGCUCCGGAGGACCCGACUAAACCGCCUUUUGUGUGACUCCGUGGACCCGCGCGGCGUGUGCGAGGUGUCCUCGUUGUGCGCGCGUGUGCGUGUACGUGUGCGUGCUGCAAAGACAGGGAGAGGGAAUAAGUGCCGAACGCCGCGUGCUCUCCGUCCCGCCGCGUCCUCUCCGCCCGGAGAUACGACAACUUCCCCGCGUCAUCCGGGAGGAGAAGCGCCCGCGGCUCCUGCGCCUGUUUGUUUGCUGUUUUUUUUUUCGGUUGCUUUUUUAUUUUUAUUUUCCAGAGACCAAAAAAAACCCCGCUUCUUUCUUUCGGCUCCGUCUCGAAGCCUCUCGCGUUGGGAAUGAAAACGCGCGGCGCGCUGUGGGAACUAAACUACCGCGGUUCCGUUUGUUGCUUCACCGCCGGGAGCUCAAAGUCCGUCGGGUGUCGGUUCUCUCCGGCUGGCAUUGCAUGAAGAUGUGCCCCCCACCACGCACACACUCUGUUCGAUAACUUAACUCGAGAAAUGGUUCUAUUCGAUUAGUUGAUCGAUUGCAUCCUCAGUGUGUGUGUGUGUGUGUGCGUGCGAACACGUGACCCCCCCGCGGUAAAUGGCGUGCUCGGUGUGUUUGUUGGCCAGGUGGCGAUCCCAGCCAGCGAGUCAUGUCCAGAUCGGGCGACAGAACAUCCACCUUCGACCCCACGCACAGUGACACCCUGCUGCACGGGCUCAACCUCCUGUGGAGAAAACAGCUGUUCUGCGAUGUGACCCUCACCGCCCAGGGGCAGCAGUUCCACUGCCACAAAGCCGUGCUGGCCUCCUGCUCCCAGUACUUCAGAUCCCUCUUCUCCUCCCAUAACGUCAUCAACAAUGAGGGGAGCAAAGGGGACCAGGGCAGCAGCGGGACCCCCUCGUCCUCGCCAGACGACAAGCUGGCCACCCCCGGCUCCAGGCCCAUCAACAACCUGGUCCUCCAGGGCUGCUCGUCCAUCGGACUACGGUUGGUGCUGGAGUACCUGUACACCGCCAACGUGACUCUUUCCCUGGACACGGUGGAAGAGGUGCUGUCGGUGAGCAAGAUCCUCAACGUCCCCCAGAUCACCAAGCUCAGCGUGCAGUUCCUCAACGACCAGAUCUCCGUGCAGAACUACAAGCAGAUCUGCAAGAUCGCCGCUCUCCACGGCCUGGACGAGACCAAGAAGCUGGCCAACAAGUACCUGGUGGAGGACGUGCUGCUGCUGAACUUUGAGGAGAUGUGCGCCAUGCUGGAUGCUCUGCCGCCCCCGGUGGAGUCGGAGCUGGCGCUGUUCCAGAUGUCAGUCCUCUGGCUGGAGCAUGACCGGGAGACUCGCAUGCACUACGCGCCGGACCUCAUGAAGAGGCUGCGCUUCGCCCUCAUACCUGCCCCGGAGCUGGUGGAGAGGGUGCAGUCCGUUGACUUCAUGAGGACUGACCCCGUGUGCCAGAAGCUACUCAUGGACGCCAUGAACUACCACCUGAUGCCCUUCAGGCAGCACUGCAGGCAGACCACGGCCAGCAGAAUCCGUUCCAAUAAGAGAAUGCUGUUACUGGUGGGUGGUUUGCCUCCUGGACCCGAUCGUCUCCCCAGCAAUUUGGUCCAGUACUAUGACGACGAGAAAAAGACAUGGAAGAUCCUCACAAUAAUGCCUUACAACAGCGCCCAUCACUGCGUGGUGGAGGUGGAGAACUUCCUGCUGCUGCUGGGCGGAGAGGACCAGUGGAACCCAAACGGGAAGCACAGCACUCAUUUCGUCAGCCGCUACGAUCCCAGGUUCAACAGCUGGAUUCAGCUGCCCCCGAUGCAGGAGAGGAGAGCCAGUUUCUUCGCCUGCCGCCUGGAGAAGCACCUGUACGUGGUGGGCGGUAGAAACGAGAGCGGCUACCUGUCCAGCGUGGAGUCCUACGACCUGGAGACCAACGAGUGGAACUACCUGUCGCCUCUGCCGCAGCCUCUGGCCGCCCACGCGGGAGCCGUGCACAACGGGAAGAUCUACAUAUCGGGAGGAGUUCACAAUGGAGAGUAUGUGUCCUGGCUCUACUGUUACGACCCCGUAAUGGACGUGUGGGCACGGAAACAGGAUAUGAACACAAAGCGGGCCAUUCAUGCCCUGGCUGGAAUGAACGACCGCCUGUACGCGAUUGGUGGAAACCAUUUGAAAGGUUUCUCCCACCUGGACGUGAUGCUGGUGGAGUGCUACGACCCGAAGGCCGACCAGUGGAACAUCCUGCAGACGCCCAUCUUGGAGGGGCGCAGCGGGCCGGGCUGCGCCGUGUUUGACGACAGCAUCUUCCUGGUGGGGGGCUACAGCUGGAGCAUGGGGGCCUAUAAGUCUUCCACCAUCUGCUACAGCCCAGAGAAGGGAACGUGGACAGAGCUGGAGGGGGAGGUGGCGGAGCCCUUGGCGGGCCCGUCCUGUUCCACCGUCACGCUGCCGGCCUGCCUUCCCUUUAACAAAUGACAACUAAUCCGGCCGAGGGGCGGCGCCGACUGGGAGGAGGACCAUCGAUGAGCGGGAGCGGUCGUCGACCAUUUUUGUGACAAAACCCUCCAGCCAGACGGCGGGCGGGGGAGGGGGUGUGUAUAAAUUAUUUUUUUACAGGUUUGACCAGAGCACUUUCGUUAUUCCUCACUGGAGGUUUUAAAAAAGCAAGAAAAAAGUAAAAAAAGAAGAAGAAUUGCGUAACUCAUGUAUUUAAACUCAUCUGUGUUCUGAGAAAUGGUUCCUUCCAUAUUUGAUUUAAGCUGAUUGUGAGUGUUUUGGGGUCUCUACUAUAGCACGCAUAGUGUUGAAUUAUAGCUUUCAAAUCCAUUUUUAUCUUGUAUUCCGUAGAGGCGUAUUUCCAUCCACACGCGGUGUUGUUUCUUGGACUAACUGGCAGGUAAAGGUGAUCAGACGCGUGGUGAUCAAAGUGUGUAGAUAUUCCUCAUCACUCCGUGCAGAAACCUUUCCUAUCGGCAGCUGUUACCGAGCAAAAGACAACCUUUUUAAAUAGACACACACAAUGAUCUCAAUCAGGAAUUUAUAGCUAAUUGUCUUCAUAAUUUACACCCAGACUGAAGUUGUGUUUCUGUAUAACGUCACAGAAAAAAAAUCUACUAUUCUUUGUGCUGCAGGCAAAAAGAAUAAAGUCUAAUAGUAUUGAAAUGACGCACUAACGGUCACGUUAAUUAAACGCUGGCGGUACAAUCAAGUUGAAUUUGCUAGCCGAUGUAUUUGUGGGUAGCGCGUUUGGGUAAACAGAAGAAUUUUGCUCGUUCACCUUUACGAGUUAAAGAUAACCGGCCCGUUUAUGAGGCCACGUAACUGACCUCUGACCUCUUUAGUGAAAGACGAGCACUCGACGGUCCUUUAUGCACUAACGGUGAACUUUUGAUUCAGCAAGAAAAGUUCAUUCAAAUGUAAAUUAAUCAAUGUGCUGUGAUUAAAAAAAGAAAUAAAAAAUAAUCAAAUGAAUCCACGUCCCGUCUAGUCUACGUUGUUGGGUUCAAAAAGUUGACUCUAAAUAUCGAUGCAGUACCUGUUGGAUCCUGUAGAGAUUUGUUGAUUUCAUUCUUGUACAUAAUCGCUUGCAGUGAAACAUUUUUGUGCACUCAACCCUGGAUUUAUUCUCAAAUCCUGUUAUGUCCUUUGCAUUUUAGAUGAAAAUAAACUGACUCUUGAUGAUUAAAAUA
Gasterosteus aculeatus aculeatus (three-spined stickleback) is the source of this 3865-nucleotide messenger RNA. RefSeq names its product kelch-like family member 14 (gene klhl14). NCBI's taxonomy places the organism in Eukaryota, Metazoa, Chordata, Actinopteri, Perciformes, Gasterosteidae. Gene Ontology annotation, cellular component: endoplasmic reticulum; neuronal cell body; neuron projection. The record is from RefSeq and is a predicted model, not a curated record. Gene Ontology annotation, molecular function: protein binding.